AUGGUGUGGGAAGAUUGUGAAGAUGAAGUAAGUGAGUCAAGUGGAGAAGCUAAAGUAGCAGUUAUGGUACAAAGUCCAGAAGUUACUAUAUCAAUUGAACCACCUUCACUUGUGAUCUUAGAUCUUUUGGCAAAUACUUGGAGAUGGUGUGAUAUGCACACUUUGAGUACUGUUUUUGAAUUGGAGGAUCAGUGUUUUGGGAAAGUUACGAAGGAUGAUAAAGGGGGGAAGACUGAGAUUUUUGUGCUGCAAUUUGGUGGGAAAGUUACUAAGUGGCAGCUCAUUCACCCUCCUUUAGGAGCUAAAGGGAUAGGGGUCAUGGAAGGAACUCAAGUACAAAAUCUUGCUAUUGAGGUUAAGGUGGGGCAUAUGGAUCUUUGGUUGUCAAAAUCUAGUCAGUUGGGGCACGAUCAACAAAUGGAAAUGCAGAUAAAAGAUUUGGUAAAGUUUUUUGAAACCAAUUCCAGAAACAACUCACAAGCAGAAAUCCCACAAAUAGCAGCAAUGAUAAUGGUAGGAGACUAUGCUGGUACUGCUACUACAUCUGAACCUACUACCAUGUCAGUAGUAGACAACUGCACACAAAGUCUUGUGAUAUCAACAAGUCACAUGCAGUGGAAAGAAGAGACUGAAUUUGUUUAG
Molecule: messenger RNA, 642 nt
Organism: Linum trigynum
Lineage: Eukaryota; Viridiplantae; Streptophyta; Magnoliopsida; Malpighiales; Linaceae
Source: the annotation of a GenBank genome assembly